Molecule: messenger RNA, 1608 nt
Organism: Cordyceps fumosorosea ARSEF 2679
Lineage: Eukaryota; Fungi; Ascomycota; Sordariomycetes; Hypocreales; Cordycipitaceae
Product: Cytochrome P450
Exons: 7
Coding region: 1-1608 (535 amino acids)
Molecular function (GO): oxidoreductase activity, acting on paired donors, with incorporation or reduction of molecular oxygen; monooxygenase activity; iron ion binding
Source: RefSeq, a predicted model, not a curated record
AUGGCCAUCUCAGACAUCGCUGUCGACUUCUCUUGGUGCUUUGCUGCCUACACUUCAUUCGCCUGCUGGCUCGUCUACGCCGUGUGCCUCGGUAUCUACCGCCUCUACUACAGUCCCAUCGCCCACCUCCCCGGCCCCAAGCUCGCCGCCCUGACGCAGUACUAUGAGUUCUACUACGAUAUCAUCCUUGGCGGGCAGUAUACCUUUCGGAUCGUCAAGAUGCACGAGCAGUACGGCCCCGUCAUUAGGAUCAGCCCCUGGGAAGUCCAUGUUAGUGACCAUGACUUUCACCCUGAGCUGUACGCGGGGCCGCACCGCCGUCGCCACAAGUGGAUAUUCUGGGCAAAGCAGUUCGGAGCUCCUCAUAGCGGCCUGUCCACUCUCGACCACGAUCACCACCGACUGCGUCGCAAUCCAUUGAAUCAGUUCUUCUCGACUAAGAGUGUUCGCGAUCUUCAGCCUAUUCUCGAAGAGCGAGUAGACCGGCUUCUCGGCCGCCUUCGUGGCGAAGCACAGAGCCGUCCGACCGAGCCGAUUGACGUGAUGUAUCCCUUCUCUGCUUACACCAAUGACGUUAUAAAUGAAUACGCGUUUGCGCGAAGCGACCACCUAAUCGAGGAGCCCGACUUUGGCGCCCAUACAACCGACAGCCUCCUCAAAGGCACUCACAUGGGGCCUAUCAUCAAGCACAUGAACUGGGCACUGACCCUCGUGAAUGCCCUACCGGAAUCCAUCUCCGGCUGGGACGGCUGGCUGAAGCUAAAAAACGACAUCCUCCAGCAAAUCGACGAAAUCAAGUCUACGCAGGGCACCAAGCGCUGGGAACUCGACGUCAGCCACCCAACCAUCUUCCACGAGCUGCUCGCCUCAAACGAGCUCCCUGCCAUAGAGAAGGAGACACCGCGGCUUGCACAGGACGGGCAGAUCCUCGUCCAGGGCGGCACACUGACGACGUCGUGGACGCUCUCGCUCGCUGUUUUCCACUUGUGUAACCGGCCUGAGACGCUCACACGCCUGCGUGACGAGCUUUUCGCCGCCAUCCCCAACCGCGACGAGGUCGUCCCGCUCGCCCGCCUCGAAUCACUGCCGUACUUGCGGGCCGUAGUCAAGGAAGCACUUCGCCACGGCGUCGGCACGAGCAGCCGGCUGUCACGCAUCGCGCCCGACGAGUCGUUUGACAUCAACGACCCGGCCACCGGCCACACCCACCACAUACCCGCUGGCACUGUCGUUAGCAUGAGUCCCUACCGCACCAUCAUGAACGAGGCAAUCUUCCCGGACCCGCUCGGCUUCCACCCUGAGCGCUGGCUCAACGAAGACGAGCGCCUUGACUCCUACCUCAUCAUGUUUGGCGGCGGUACCCGCGUCUGUCUCGGCCAGGCCCUCGCACAGGCCGAGCUGCACCUCAUGCUCGCUAAGCUCUUCCGCUGCUGGGGCAGCGGCGGGGUGGUCGGCGGCGACUUGAAGGGCGACCGCCGAGACGGCGAUAUCGGUUCGUUCAGAAUUUUUGAGACAACACCGCGCGACUGUCAGAUGGCAUCGGAUUAUUUCAUCCCGAUCCCUUACAAGGGAAGCAAAGGUUUGCGUUUUCUCUUGGAGGCGAACUGA